Molecule: messenger RNA, 2069 nt
Organism: Trichosurus vulpecula (common brushtail)
Lineage: Eukaryota; Metazoa; Chordata; Mammalia; Diprotodontia; Phalangeridae
Gene: FAM177B
Product: family with sequence similarity 177 member B
Exons: 5
Coding region: 51-545 (164 amino acids)
Source: RefSeq, a predicted model, not a curated record
CAGCUCCAAAAUAUUGUAGCCUCCAAUACUAAAGAUGACUUGGUGAAAAAAUGGAAAAUGCCAGAGAGAUAUUGCAGGAGGAUGGUUUCCCAAAGUCAGGCCUGGAGAAGAGAGAAACUACCAAAAGAACUAUCCCCAAACGGAUCAUCCACUUUGCAAAUGGAGACACUAUGGAUGAAUAUAGCACAGAAGAAGAAGACGACGAGAAAGAAGAAUUGAAAAACACUCCAACACUUGCUAUUUCUAAACUUCCAUGGGGGCCAUACUUAAGAUUUUGGGCUGUACGAAUGACAAGUGCUACAUUUUCCACAUGUGACUUCCUAGGUGGGAAGUUAGCCACUUUCUUUGGACUCGAUGAACCCAAAUAUCAGUAUUUGUUAAAUGAAUACUACAGAACUCAAAAUCAGGAGAAUGAUAAGCAAGCUGAAGAAGAUGACUCAAAGGCCCAGUCAACAGAGGUCUCUGACGAAAAGCAGUGCUUGGAUAUCUAUGGCAAACAGUAUGGCACCAAUGAACAGAAGACUUUACCUCCUAGAGAACCUUGACAUAUAUGGGGAAAGUGGCGGAAUCCAGUGCAUGACAUGAAGCAGCAGUCAGGUUUCCUUAUUACCUCCUUUUUUUGAUCAUCAGUUGCCACAGCAACAGAAUCCCAGGGAGUAUCUAUAAGCCUAUCAAAUGACCGAAAGGCUUCUCCAGUUCCCAUGAUUAAAUAUCAGGUAGUUAUAGGUUAUAAUCUGAGAACAUUUAUGACCUUUUUGGGGUGGGGAACCUUGAGGCCACAUGUGGUCCUCAAACACAGCCCUUUAACUGAAUCCAAACCAAAGGGCCACACUUGAGGAACCCGAGGGCCACAUGUGGCCCUGAGGCCACAGGUUCCCCACCCCUGCUAGCUUCUGGGAGAGGGGAGAUAAUGGGAGAAAGUAGUGGCAGCCCUUUUGUAUCAUUGGGAUUUAAAUAGCCAAGAACAGUGGUGAGGUAGUCAUCUAAAACUUUUUGUGUGGAAAAUGAGAAGGAUAUCAUUUCUGAUGGAGCUCUGGGACUCUGUUUAGAUGAUAGGAUCAUAGAAUGCCAGAGGGACUUCAGAGAUUGUCUAAUCCAACUUCCGCAUUGUAUAGCAAAGAAAUUGAGACCCAGGAAGCUUCAAGGACCUGAGUAAGGUCAUGAAGCUAAUUAAUAGCACAGCUGGGUAGGUGAAAGUAGAUCAUCUUGUCCAGUCCCUUAAAUUUUUAGUUCCAGGUUCUCAGCUGAGGACUGUAGGUUUUUCAAAGCCCUCUGGGAAGACAGGUGUAUAAAAUCCACUCCAAACCCUGAUCCCUUCAUUUACUUUCCCAGCAGUUAAAUGGGAGUGAAUACACCCCCUAAUGACUUCUGUAUUCAAUCUAUAGGUAUAACUUUUGCCCAAGCAAAAACUUUAUCUUCAAAGCCUGAAGAGCUCCAAGAGAACGAUAGGAAAAUCAUGGUAUCAGGUCUGGCCUUUAUCUACUCAAAGGUUAUACCAAUUCAACAACAACAACAUAAUAUUAAAGUUCUCUAGGAUUCCACUGAACUCUGCACUUACAUACAAUAGCCACUUCAAUUAAACCACCUAAGUCUCUCUUUUUUUAAGCAAAAAAACCCCUUUAUCCAAAUCAGUAGUGUAAUAGAAGUCAGACAAAGUAUACAUAUGAGAAUAUAUACCAGAUAAUAGUGAAGGAAGUCUCCCAUUGGGAGUGAGAUAUCUUAGCUGAACCAAAAGAGAGAGUUCCAGAUCUCAUUCAAGGGGAAAAUUCCCUGAAGUCUCAGUGUAGUAAGCUAAGGAGAGGGACAUGAUAGAGACUGCCAGCUCCUCUCAUGAUGGCUUCUUUCCAGAGUCUAUUUUCAAAACCACCUAACUCUUAACCAUCCAUCCAUUCACCACCCCACCAAAAAAGUUAGUUAUUAAGUCAAUAAAGGAUUUAUUCUUCAUCUAUUUUUAAGUACUAUAAAAUGCAAUACAUAGCAAGACAGAGUCAGAACUAAGAAAAUUACCACUUGCCCACCCAGAAGUAAAUACUUUCCAAGUAUUUGUUGUUCAGUUGUUUUCAGUCGAA